GCGACGCAGGCGCCGCCGAGGAACCUACUGGCCCGCUCAGGGCCAGUUCUCCCCAGAUUCAGCCACAACAUGGCAACUGUUUUUAUAAGGAAAAUGGUGGUUUCUGCUGUGAACCCUCUCCUACAUCUGAGUCGUUGCGCAGUGACACCCCGUGCUCUUUCCACGCUCCUGUUGGGUCCCCUGCGCGGUGCAGCCCCGGCAGGUGUGAAGCCCAGCGCCGCGGUGGCCUCACCUCUCUCCGGCCAACCCCUGCCCUUCCUGCAGCCUGCUCUGGGGUUCAAGACCAAGGGCGUUAUCAGGAAGCGCUGCCGGGACUGUUACAUGGUGAAGAGGCGUGGGCGAUGGUUCAUCUACUGCAAGACGAACCCUAGGCACAAGCAGAGACAGAUGUAGCACCUUUGGCUGUGAACAUAACAUGCAAGAUUGUACCAUUUCCUUGGGUUACCUUAUCGAAGAAAAAUAAAAUGUAAACGUUCUGUUUUCUAAAACUGUU
Molecule: messenger RNA, 493 nt
Organism: Miniopterus natalensis
Lineage: Eukaryota; Metazoa; Chordata; Mammalia; Chiroptera; Miniopteridae
Gene: MRPL36
Product: mitochondrial ribosomal protein L36
Biological process (GO): translation
Cellular component (GO): ribosome; mitochondrial large ribosomal subunit
Molecular function (GO): structural constituent of ribosome
Source: RefSeq, a predicted model, not a curated record